Molecule: messenger RNA, 453 nt
Organism: Lactuca virosa
Lineage: Eukaryota; Viridiplantae; Streptophyta; Magnoliopsida; Asterales; Asteraceae
Source: the annotation of a GenBank genome assembly
AUGUUCCAUAAUACGCAACUUCUACGAAUGGACGAGCGUGAUAUUUACUGGAAAGUUGAGGGUGCAGACUAUCUUCGCAUUCAUAGUCGAAAUCGGCAACUUCUGACUCUCACUUACCCACUCACCAACAUGAGAUGGUGUAUUGAAUCCAAUUUAGGUGUUCCAAUUCCCGGAGCUAAUCUCGAGCUUGAUGCAGAUGAGCCUAUUCUCGAUGUUCCUAUUCAUGAUGUUGACCUGCCAGUGCAACAACAGCCUUUCAUGCAUCCUCACCAUAAUAUGUACGUAUCCGAAUUUAAGCUCUUGCACACUAAUUAUAGACGCCUCCAUCACGAAUAUACCAAUCUUAAUGAAAGUGCUUGUGAAAUGAAUACGGAGAUGGUGGAGUUGAGAGAAGAAUUUUAUGCUUUUAGAGAAAACCAACAAAACACAACUAGUAUGUGGACACCCUUAUGA